AUGUCUCGUCCAAAAACUUCCGUAAGCAAUAGCGGUCCAACGCCUGUUCUCGUACGCAACAAUGCCGUCACCGCACCCGUUCCCAACGACGUAGUCGAUGGCACCGGAGAAGAAGAAGAGCAAGUUCACGACAACGUCCCAAAUCCUAUGCCCACUAGCACCACUCCUCCACUAUUCGCCUUCAGCGAGUUAUUCGAGGAAACCGAAGAAACUGAAGAAUCCCUGUGCAACUCCCUGUUCAUCUUCGCUGACGCGUUGGACACUCUUCAGAACCGGAUGGAACUCUUAGGCAAGGCCGUCGACAGACAACAGAUGGGUAUCAGUUCCUUGGCUCUAUUUCCGAAUGUGCGCGGCGAGGAUGUUGAGGACUGUGCUGAUAAGCUGGAUCAGUGCGCGGGCUAUCUCAUUAUUCUGACUCAGAUUCUGGAUGAGUUCGCGGAUGCCAUGGGUGGUGUUGACAAUAAGGAAGAGGAAAACAAAUGA
This is a messenger RNA of Pseudovirgaria hyperparasitica, 483 nucleotides long. RefSeq lists its product as uncharacterized. The coding region runs from base 1 to 483 and encodes 160 amino acids. NCBI's taxonomy places the organism in Eukaryota, Fungi, Ascomycota, Dothideomycetes, Acrospermales, Acrospermaceae. The transcript has a single exon. The record is from RefSeq and is a predicted model, not a curated record.